Messenger RNA from Danaus chrysippus (African queen), 1413 nucleotides. The record is from the annotation of a GenBank genome assembly. NCBI's taxonomy places the organism in Eukaryota, Metazoa, Arthropoda, Insecta, Lepidoptera, Nymphalidae.
AUGCCAGUGCUUGGUGUCGGCAUGGCUCAGGAAAUCGGAUUGCGUUACUGUCCAACCAAUGAGUACAUUCUACCGGGAGGGUACUGGGAGAAAAACUCCGUCCAGUAUAACAUGACCUACAGGCAGCACGAGGAUGCACAGUGUAACACAAAUAAAUAUUUUAUAGAUAGUGAUAUGCAGCUUGAAACAAGCAGUAGUGAAGCGAGUGCUAGCUCGACCGUGCUGUCCCAGCACUGCGCUAUAUGUGGGGACCGAGCCACGGGCAAACACUAUGGAGCGUCUUCAUGCGAUGGAUGUAAAGGAUUCUUCAGACGUAGCGUCAGAAAGAACCAUCUCUAUACAUGCAGGUUCAGCAGAAAUUGUGUAGUUGACAAGGACAAACGAAAUCAAUGCAGAUAUUGCAGGCUUAGGAAGUGCUUUAAGGCGGGGAUGAAGAAAGAAGCGGUCCAAAACGAACGUGAUCGUAUUAACUGCAGGCGACCGUCUUAUGAAGAACCUGCGCAGGCGAACGGACUGUCAGUAGUGUCGCUAUUAAACGCUGAACUACUCAGUAGAAAAGUCAUUGACGAGACGAACAACGUAACAGACGCGGAGAUAAACAACCGCAAGUUGGCUAAGAUCAACGAUGUAUGUGACUCUAUCAAACAACAGCUACUGAUAUUGGUGGAGUGGGCCAAGUACAUACCGGCCUUCACGGAACUACACUUAGAUGAUCAGGUGGCGCUACUGCGUGCUCACGCGGGCGAGCACCUACUGCUGGGAUGUGCUCGACGCUCACUGCACUUGCGAGACGUGCUGCUGUUGGGAAACAACUGCAUUAUUACCAAACACCAUCUGGACGGCAGAAUGGAUAUAGACAUCAGCAUGAUCGGCAUGAGGGUGAUGGAUGAGAUCGUGAAGCCUCUCAGGGAGAUAGACAUCGAUGACACGGAGUUCGCCUGCCUCAAGGCUAUCGUGUUCUUUGAUCCGAACGCCAAGGGUCUAUCUCAGCCUCACAAGAUCAAACAGCUCCGUUAUCAAAUUCAAAUAAAUUUAGAGGACUACAUCAGUGACCGUCAGUACGACGGGCGCGGCAGGUUCGGCGAACUACUGCUGUGUCUGCCGCCGCUACAGAGCAUCACCUGGCAGAUGAUAGAACAGAUACAGUUCGCCAAGCUGUUCGGGGUCGCGCAUAUUGAUAGUCUGCUGCAGGAGAUGCUCUUAGGAGGAGCAUCAACAGAGGCGACGCUCGAGGAGGGUCCAGCGGGUGGUGAGGGCGCGGCGGGGGUGGCGGGGGACGCGCCGGCCGCAGGGGGAGGGGGCGCCUCGCCUCCACUCGUGCCACAACUGCCGCCCGGGGAACAUGUGUUUGACGCGACUUUCAAACAGGAGCCCAACAUUGUUCCUAGAAUAUAUAUAUAUCAAGUUGAUUAA